This is a messenger RNA of Drepanopeziza brunnea f. sp. 'multigermtubi' MB_m1, 1323 nucleotides long. RefSeq lists its product as uncharacterized. Gene Ontology annotation, biological process: transcription open complex formation at RNA polymerase II promoter; transcription initiation at RNA polymerase II promoter. Gene Ontology annotation, cellular component: transcription factor TFIIE complex. Lineage: Eukaryota; Fungi; Ascomycota; Leotiomycetes; Helotiales; Drepanopezizaceae. The record is from RefSeq and is a predicted model, not a curated record.
AUGGAGCUCGCACAGAGUCUCAUGCGCUCCUGCAUGCGCUCUUUCUACGACACAAAACACGUUCUAGUCGUGGAUGCGCUGAUUACGCACUCUGCUCUGAGAGAUGAUGAUUUGGCAUAUCUCAUGGGCAUGAAUACAAAGGAGCUCCACAAGCUUUGUGGGCGUCUGAAGGAGGAUCGCUUUCUUGCUGUCCAUACUAGGCCGGAGCAAAAGGAAGGCCAGCAACGUCCGAUGAACCGAACGUACUACUAUAUUGAUUACCGCGCGACUAUUGAUGCGAUCAAGUGGCGAGUCUACCUUCUCAACAAGCAGGUUCAAGGCAACACGGUUCCCGAGGUAGAGCGGAAGGAGUACUUCUGCAAGAGAUGCAAAUCGGAGUGGACCCAAAUCGAGGUCCUUCACAAGUGGGAUAUAGCUGUUGGAUUUCGCUGCCAAAAGUGUGAUGGUGUUCUAGAUCAUGACCCGAAUAACAAUCGAGGUGGCCACGAACAAUCGACUAAGUAUCAUGCCCAAUUCCGAUUCAUUACAGACAUCCUACCUAAAAUCGACGAGAGCAUCAUCCCGGAAAAUACAUUCGAUCGCGCUUUGGCCUCGCAACUCAAAGUUGUCCGAGAUGAGACAAAUCCGGCGAACGAGACUGCGCCUGUCGACAUAUCCGCCCACAAGCCAUCCGCCGUUAAGGGACUGGCCAAUGCUGGUAACGCAUCAAUCUCGGUCACACUCACAACCUCGGACGGCCCAACAGCGGCGGAGAUUGCUGCCGAUAAAGCCAAAAAGGAGAAGACUGCAAUCCAGAAUGCUAUGCCCGUCCAUUUCACUCACAGCACCAUCACUGGCGAACAAGUCAAGUUCAACCAGCCUUCUAUGCUUUCCUCAUCUCUUGGCGACGACAAAAAGAACGUCGAUCUCGACACCCCAUCUGCCAUUGGUGAUGGCGCUGAAAUUGAUGAUUAUUUCGCACGCCUCAGAGCCGAGCAAGCUAAAGAGGCAGAGCGUGAGGCGGAGGAAGAAGAGGAUAGUGAUGAAGAAGAAGAGGAGGAAGAUUUCGAGGAUGUUCCAACUGGUUCGGACGCGGCCACUCCUUCCAGCUCGAACGCUGAAGCAAAGCCAACUUCGAACCCAUCAUCAAACGGACUUCCUUCCGCGUUGAAGAGGGGAGGAAGUGCUUCCGGAAGCGGAACCAGCACAGGUGCAACUACGCCCGUGACAGGUCCUGGCACACCGAACGAGGACGGUCGGCACGCGAAGAAGGUACGAAUUGAGGAACCUACGCCAAAGGUUGAGGAUGAGAGUGAGGAAGACAUGGAGUUUGAGGACGUCUAG